Messenger RNA from Jatropha curcas, 3250 nucleotides. Its product is annotated as putative disease resistance RPP13-like protein 3. Gene Ontology annotation, biological process: defense response to other organism. Lineage: Eukaryota; Viridiplantae; Streptophyta; Magnoliopsida; Malpighiales; Euphorbiaceae. The record is from RefSeq and is a predicted model, not a curated record. Gene Ontology annotation, molecular function: ADP binding.
AAAAAAAAAAAAAAAAAAAAAAAAAAAAACGAAAGUUCUCAUCCAUUUCCAGCGAUCCGUUGGUGAAGCAAAAGAAAUUGCGCAUCAAUCAGAUAGGAGUUUGGAUUGUCAUUUGAAAAUAAAAACUUGCAGACAGAGAGAUUGCAGCUAUGGCAGAUGUUCUAGUUGGGUUUCUUCUUGAUAACCUGACGAGGCUACUAAGUCAUGAAGCAAAUUUACUUCUUGGAGUGGAAGAUGAAGUCAGGACACUAAAAGACGAGCUAAAGCUAACUCAUUCCUACCUCAAAAGCUUCGAAGGCAAAUACAAUCAUCAUCAUCAAGCUCUAACCGAAGAAUACAUAAGCCAGAUCUGGGACUUAGUCCAUGAAGCAGAAGACGUUAUUGAUGAGUACGUUGCUUUUGAUUUCCGAAAACAAGGCUACAGUUUUUGGGAAUCGGUCAAAUCCAAAUAUUAUCAACUAACUGUUCGACGACGUGUCGCAGAGAAGAUCACAAACAUCAAUACACGAUUCAAUACUCUGUAUGGAAACAGGGACAAGUUCAGGAUUCAAGAGCCAAACCCUUCUGAAGUUUCAGCUUGUGCUGAAGCCUCGGAUAGUAGAAAACGACUUCCAAUUGAAGAAACUGAUGUUGUUGGCUUUGAUCUCGAAGCAAAAAUGAUAAUAGAGCAGCUAACUAAAGGAAAAGCAGAACGAGAUGUUAUCCCUAUUGUUGGCAUGGGCGGCAUCGGUAAGACCACUCUUGCUGCUAAAGUAUAUAAUGAUCCUAUUGUUUUAAGUUGGUUUGAUCAUAAGGCUUGGGUCGUUGUGUCUAAAGAUUAUUCGGUUAGAGAGUUAUUAGAGGCUGUUAUAAAGUCUACUAUGUUAUUAACUGAUGAAAUGAAAAAAAUGACUGAUAAGGAGUUGGGUUUGGAGCUUCGUGGGUAUUUGAGAGGCGCUAGAAGAUAUUUGAUUGUUUUGGAUGAUGUUUGGGAAACUGAACUGUGGGAAAAAAUACAACAUUGCUUUCCUAAUAAUCUUAGGGGGAGUAGAAUCAUCCUUACAACUCGGAAAAAGGAAGUGGCUUUAUCUGCAAAUCCUAGCAAUGACCCUCAUUAUCUUAAAUUCUUGACGGAUGAAGACAGUUGGAAGCUUUUGUGUUUAAAGGUAUUUGGGAAACAAGAAUGCCCAGAUUUGAAGCUUGAGGAUCCAGGAAAACAAAUUGCCAAAGAGUGUGGAGGUUUGCCUUUGGCAAUUGUGGUCAUAGCUGGAGUUUUGCUAAAGAAAGAGAAGACAACUAGAUGGUGGUUUAGGGUGUCAUCAAGGGUGAGUAAAUUUAUCAAUGAACACACUGAGAGGUGCUCGGAGAUAUUCUCUUGGAGCUAUAAGGACUUGCCGCAUCAUUUAAGGCCAUGCUUUCUCUAUUUAGGUCUUUUCCCUGAAGAUCAUGAGAUUUCUACCAAGCAACUUACAUUGUUGUGGUUAGCAGAGGGGUUCAUACCAGAAAAGGAACAAAUGUCACCUGAGGAUGUGGCGUAUGACUGCUUGGAAGAGCUUGCUGAUCGAAAUUUGGUACAGGUUGCAACCCAAAAAUUUGAUGGGAGUAUCAAGUCAUGUCGCAUUCAUGACCUUUUGCGAGAAUUCUGCAUUUCUGAGGCCUUAAAGAGAAAAUUUCUUGCAGUUUAUAGGCAUGAUCAUUCUUUAUUGCCAGGGAACUCGCGAAGACUGGGGAUUCACUCUAACCCACUGCAAUGUAUCGGUACUAAUUGUGCUUCUUCAAACCUUCGGUCUCUUAUUUGUUUUGAGCACAAUGAUGACAAACGACUUUCCUCAAAACAUUGGAAAUUGCUUUGCAAAGGGCAUAUGUUGCUAAGGGUUUUGGACUUGUGGGAUGUAUAUGUUGAUGAUAUCCCAAAUGAAAUCUAUAAAUUUAUAUGCCUGAGGUACUUGCGGUUGAAGAGUGACUCUGCCGUCACUUUGCCAUUAUCCGUAUGCAAUCUUUGGAACUUGGAGACUCUUGAUGUCACUGCUCCAUUGAUUGAACGGCCUACCAUAAAUAUUUGGAAGAUGCGGCAGUUGAGACAUUUCUACUUCAAUGGAGAAGCUGUUCUUGCAGAGCCACCUAAGAAAAUGAUCAAGGAACAGGAUUAUCUGAACAAUCUCCAGACUCUGUCAAGCAUAAGUCCAGAUAGCUGCACAUGGAAUGCACUCUCUUUAGUGCCAAAUCUUGUCAAGUUGGGAAUAUAUGGAGAUAUAGAGAAAAGCAAGAGUCUGGCUUUCAACAACCUUUCCAAGUUGCAACACCUUCAGAAGUUGAAGCUGAUGAGGGAUCGCCGGUACCAACCUGCCAUAGACAUUCCAAGUUCGAUCGAUUUUCCAUCAUCACUCAUCAGGCUGACAUUGUCACAAACACAGCUUAUAGUUGAUCCAAUGGAGUUAUUGGGGAAGCGGCUACCAAAACUCCAAGUUUUGAAGUUAAAAGAUGGAGCAUAUAGUGGAGAUAUGUUGAAUUGCACUCAAGGUGGUUUCCCCCGGUUGGAAGUUCUGAAAUUAGUCAAUCUGGGUGUGACCAACUGGAAAAUCUCGCCAGGGUCCAUGCCAAGCCUGAUAAGAGUUGUGAUAAACAGAUGUUCAGGUCUCAAGGGUCUUCCAUCUUCUAUGCAACAAAUGCCCACCUUGCAAGAGUUGCAGCUCUGGUAUCCCAAUGUUUUAGUAGCAGAAUGUGCACGUAAGAUAGAAACGUGCAAAGGCAAGGAUCAAUUCAAGCUUUUGAUUAAUCAUGCUGAAAAUGGAGAUGAUAUGCACUAAAAUGAUAAUCAAAUUGCAGGCUUUCCCCUUCUUCAAAGGCUGGUUCUUUAUUUGAAAAUGGAAUAGUUUUCUGAAUUUGGUUGAUAAAGAGAUCAAUGUCAAGUGAUGAUCAAGUUUAUUCAAAUGCUAUAUUGGACUUGAAUGUGUUAUAUGGUCACUGAACUCUUGAAAUAAUCAGUGGACAGGAGGACAAUAAUUCCCUUCUUGAGCUGGCUAGCUUAUAGCUUUGGUGCAUAUGUCCUCCUUGAGCUGGCUAGCCUAUAGCUUUGGUGCAUAUAAUGUGGGGAUGAACAGCCACACUUGCUAGGUCUUUAUAUGUAUGUAAAAUUCAGUAUGCACCUUCAGACUUGGCCUAAUUGUUAGUGCAUAUUUUAAUUUUUGGAAAGAUAUUGAUGUUCUAAUCUCUUUCCUUCUAUAUAUGAAAACAAGAAAAAAAAACGUUCAAUACAGUGACUUGUUUGUUA